AAUGUGUUUGUUGCAGACAUGUCCCGAAGCUGCAUUGUGGUGGUGGCGGCGUGCGCGCUGGCUGCGCUUUGUAGGUUGCCCGGCUCCACCGCACAGGCACUCGCUCCUCAGUAUGACUCAUCAGCAGCAGCAGAAAGUGCAAGCGGCUGGGAAGCACUAGGUGGCCUGUACGCACUGCUUGCACAACACGACGCGCUGGGCGGGCACGCGCUCGCGCGCAAGUCCGUGCGCUCGCCCUCACGCCGUCUGCGUUUCGGCCGGCGCUCGGACCCCGACAUGCCGCCUCAAGCACCACUGGACGAGAUGGAGGAGCUGCUGUCCCUGCGCGAGAUCCGCACGCCGGUGCGCCUGCGCUUCGGCCGGCGCUCCGAGGAGCACGCCGUGCCACAUAUCUUCCCACAAGAGGAGCAGGACCGCUCGGCGCGCGCCCCCUCCAUGCGCCUACGAUUUGGCCGUCGAUCUGAUAACAACAUGUUCUUACUGCCCUUCGAAUCAACUCUGCCCAAGGAAGUGAAGGCCAACGCGGAGGAGGACAACAGGCAACAAGAUUAAGCGACAUAUCCGCUCUAGCUAUAGACUUCCCCUCCACACACCCCUACUACUAUCGAUAAGGGAAUAUUUACCUACGACAAACAUUCUACGUGUCAAAUAUUCAAUAUCAAUUUUUAAAUGUUAUUCAAAUACUUCGUAAGUUUAUGUACAUAAUAAUCAGGUAAUUAAAUGUAUAUGUUGUUAGUUAUGGAGCAGAAUUCUGUGUCCUAAUUCCACUGCUUUAGUUA
Messenger RNA from Cydia amplana, 779 nucleotides. It is a transcript of the gene sNPF, whose product is annotated as short neuropeptide F. Bases 19 to 552 code for a protein of 177 amino acids. The record is from RefSeq and is a predicted model, not a curated record. The transcript has 5 exons. Lineage: Eukaryota; Metazoa; Arthropoda; Insecta; Lepidoptera; Tortricidae.